Molecule: messenger RNA, 1789 nt
Organism: Pyrus x bretschneideri (Chinese white pear)
Lineage: Eukaryota; Viridiplantae; Streptophyta; Magnoliopsida; Rosales; Rosaceae
Product: dof zinc finger protein DOF5.7
Exons: 2
Coding region: 498-1652 (384 amino acids)
Biological process (GO): regulation of DNA-templated transcription
Molecular function (GO): DNA-binding transcription factor activity; DNA binding
Source: RefSeq, a predicted model, not a curated record
CUUCAAGCAUCAGGAACCGAUCUAUCCAAAUUGUUUUGUUCCUGUUUUGUUGUUUUGGUUGUGGAUGUCUUUUAUUCUGCCAGCUGCUGAUCGUUUCUUCUCAGAUCAUCUUACUCGUCUCUUCUCCCUCUUUUCCUUUGUCCUCUUCCUCCCCACCUGCAUCUCUAUAUAUAUAGAAAUAGAAACCGACUUCUUUUUCUACUGUAACUCUCUCUCUCUCUCUCAGCUUUAUUUAUUCCAUCAGAUCUAGCUUCUAAAACCCACCUUAUUACAUAUAUCAAAUUUUCUUGUUUUUCUCCCUUUGAUGGAGAUCACAAGCACUCUUAAACAUUCAACAUCCAUCUCCUUCCUUCCCCUUUCUCUCUAUCCAUUUCCUGCAUGAAACCAAUGAAUUGACUACAACUUUGCUCUACCAAAGGAAACUAAUUAAACCACUACCCCAGAAAACAACACAACCCACUCCCACAAACUAAUCAAACAUUUCUCUAAAACACAAAAUGAUGUCCUCAGAUACCGCACCGCCGACGAAGCCAAAACACGACGAGAACCCAACAGGGGGCUCAGGCAGCAGCCGGCCGAAAGCCACGUCGUCAUCAUCAUCGGGGCCAAAGCUGCCACCACCAGAGCAAGCCCUGAACUGCCCGAGAUGCGAUUCACCCAACACCAAAUUCUGCUACUACAAUAACUACAGCCUCACGCAGCCACGCCACUUUUGCAAGACUUGCCGGAGAUACUGGACCAAAGGCGGCGCCUUACGCAACGUCCCCAUCGGCGGCGGCUGCCGGAAGAACAAGAAAAUUAGGUCCUCCUCAUCUUCCAAUUCCAGGCUGUCCUGCAGCUUCGACCCAUCAAAAGACUCGGCCGGCUCUUCCUCCUCAGAGAAUAUGAUGCUCGGCGGCUUGAAGUUCUUCCACGGCAUUUCCCCCGCUAUGGAUUUUCAGCUCGGCAGCAUAUCUAGGCUCCAUAAUAGCAACCAGUUCUCUACAAACCUAGCAACUGGGAUAAAUUUCAACAACCCAUUUCCAGCUUUCGGAGACGUUUCGGGUACUUCCGGAUUGAGUACUAGUACUCUUGAGCCAUCAUCCGGCGGUGGGACAAACGCUUGUAAUAAUUCUUUUCUGGGUUUUAAUUAUCCGCUCACUUUGGGCGGCCGCGGAGGCAGUGCUAGUGGUAGCGGUGGGUUAAUUAGUGCACAGAAUAUGAUGAGUGCAAUGAACGUGCACAGUAGCCUUGCGUCUUCAAUCGAGUCUUUGAGUUCUAUUAACCAAGACCUUCACUGGAAAUUGCAGCAGCAGAGGCUUGCCAUGUUGUUUGGUACGGAAGAACAUGACCAGUCAACUCAGUCUCAGCUUGAAAACCAGCAGAAAACGCAGCAGAUGAUUGCACCCAUAAGCUUGUUUCAGAAUCUGGAGGUUUCAUCAUCCCCAAGACCUGAUCAUCAUCAAGGUGUAAGUCAUGGAAGAAAAGAAGGUGGAGAUACUGCCACCGAGUGGUUCUUCGGGAACUCUUAUGCACCAGCGGUGACUCAGACUCCAACAAACAGCGGUGGUGGUGGCGGCGGCGGCGCCAGCAAUGAGAACGCAAGCAACUGGCCUCAUGGAAUUCCAGCGUGGAGUAGUCAUGAUUGGCAGCAGUACAAUGUUUUGCCCUAGAUCAUGAGAGAGAGUUUGAAUGAACUGAAGUCGUUGAGCUUGAGGAGAACAUAGGAGGAGGUGGGCACUUGCGGUUGCGCUUGAGAAGAACGUGGACGGACAUGGGUGGUUGUUCACACACACAAAGUGUAUGCUCU